Messenger RNA from Mesocricetus auratus (golden hamster), 2042 nucleotides. RefSeq names its product small glutamine rich tetratricopeptide repeat co-chaperone alpha (gene Sgta). NCBI's taxonomy places the organism in Eukaryota, Metazoa, Chordata, Mammalia, Rodentia, Cricetidae. The transcript has 12 exons. Gene Ontology annotation, molecular function: protein binding; molecular adaptor activity. Gene Ontology annotation, biological process: post-translational protein targeting to endoplasmic reticulum membrane. Bases 152 to 1099 code for a protein of 315 amino acids. The record is from RefSeq and is a predicted model, not a curated record. Gene Ontology annotation, cellular component: TRC complex; membrane.
CGCGGAGGCGAUGGGUUCCUUCUGCGCAGGCGUCGUGGGCCUGAGGGCGGGUCCUGCCCGCGCCGCGGUGCGCAGGCGCAGCCGUCGGUGGGUCGGGGCUUCGGUCGCCUGAGAGAUCCUGAGCCAGCAGUGUCACCUCAGCAGCCUUGAGAUGGACAACAGAAAGCGCCUGGCCUAUGCCAUCAUCCAGUUUCUGCACGGCCAGCUACGGAAUGGUGGGCUCUCGCCUGAUGCCCAGGAGAGCCUGGAGGUUGCCAUCCAGUGUCUGGAGACAGCCUUUGGGGUGACAGUGGAGGACAGUGACCUAGCUCUGCCCCAGACCCUGCCAGAGAUAUUUGAAGCAGCUGCUGCUGGCAAGCAGGAGACGCCCCAGGACCCGAGGGGCCCUGACAGGACGCCGCCCUCUGAGGAGGACUCCGCUGAGGCAGAGCGCCUCAAAACCGAAGGUAACGAGCAGAUGAAGCUGGAGAACUUUGAGGCGGCUGUGCGCCUCUAUGGCCAGGCCAUUGAGCUCAACCCCUCCAACGCUGUCUACUUCUGUAACAGAGCCGCGGCCUACAGCAAGCUGGGGAACUACGUGGGGGCCGUGCAGGACUGCGAGCGCGCCAUUGGCAUCGACCCAGGCUAUAGUAAGGCCUAUGGCCGCAUGGGCCUGGCACUGUCCAGCCUGAACAAGCACGCCGAGGCUGUGGCUUACUACAAGAAGGCCCUGGACCUGGACCCCGAGAAUGACACGUACAAGUCCAACCUCAAGAUUGCAGAGCUGAAACUGCGGGAGGCGCCGAGUCCCACGGGAGGCGUGGGCAGUUUGGACAUCGCCGGCCUGCUAAACAACCCUCACUUCAUCACUAUGGCUUCCAGCUUAAUGAACAGUCCCCAGCUGCAGCAGCUGAUGUCAGGCAUGAUCUCUGGUGGCCAUAACCCCUUGGGUACCCCAGGCAGCAGUUCAGCACAGAGUGACUUGGCCAGCCUCAUCCAGGCGGGCCAGCAAUUCGCACAGCAGAUGCAGCAGCAGAACCCGGAGUUCGUGGAACAGAUUCGGAGCCAGGUGGUACGCAGCCGGACGCCCAGCGCCAGCCACGAGGAACAGCAAGAGUGACGCUGUCUGUGUGGUGAUCCCAUCGAUCUUUGGCCUCCUGGUGUUUUAGCAUUUUCUCCGUUGGGCUGCCCAGGAAAGAGAAACUGGACCUGCAUGAUGAGACGGACUCGUUCCCCGUUUCUCUUCACCCCCACCCCGCCCCUCCUGUUUUUGUAUUCUUGCUGACCCCGCACCUUCCUGGAAGAGAAUCAGCCGACAGCUACGCACCAGCAGCCGUUCCUCUAGCACCUAGGGAAGCUGAGGGGUGGGGGCACAGGGGUCCACGGGGUGUAGCCUGGGUCCCUGGGUCUCAAGCCCCACCCUGCCCGGUGAAAGGGACUUGAACAGCUGACUCUCAGUCCCCUGGGAAGCGUGCACUGCCAGCCCCAGCCGGAUGCCAGCGUUUUGCGCCCACACUUGGAUUGCUGGUCCUAGCAGGUGCCCCUGCCUGCCCUGUCCCAGUGGCCUAUGCGACGCAGGAGAGGCCUGUAGCUUCUGCCCACGUGUGGACGUCUGUCUCCUUCCCCGCUUCCCCUCCCGUCUUGACAGCCAGUGCCCCUUUGUGUCCAGUCCGGCCCCAUCCUCAGCCUGGGCAGAAGACGUGGCCACCCUGGCCACCCUUCCCUUCUGUCCUCGUCUCGUGGGAGUUCAGGGUCUAGGGUUGGCAGGCAGUUCUGGACCUCAGGCCAUGUUCUCAGCCCUGAAACAGCCACCAGAGCAGGACCAUUUUUGAUCAGGUGGCUCUGUCCAGUGAGUGAGACCAUGUGGGUAUCCCCACACCCACUCUCAGCUCUUGGGGAGGGGCAAGAUCAAAGGUCGUGGUGGCGUCAGGCUGUGUGGCAGGUAGUGUCAGCCUUGUGUGUUGUAGGUAGCCAGUAGGAAGAUGGGCCCCUCCGCCAGUGCUGUCUGCUUUCAGGUGACAGCAAUGCCCGCCUGGGUAAUAAAGAGACACGGAUGAAUGACA